GCACAUAUUGUGUGUUCUUCCUACCUAGAGAAGCGCCGAGGUAGCGCCAUUGCCCCAUUUAGCUCGAUCGAUGGCUAUGGAGGGCGCCAGGGAUCGCCACGCGCCAGGUAGAGCAUUGCUAGGGCGCUUCUUUGUAGAGAUCGUCUAGGCGAUGCCAGGACGCUCACAGGAAUCUCGCGGAGCUCGCGAAAUCUAGGCUAGGAAGGCUGGAGCGAGCAAUGGUAACGGCCAGGGAGCAAGAACACGGUGUUCUUGAUCGCGGCGGCGGGGAGGGAUUGCUAGAGCAGGCACAGAGUCUGGUAGCGCAGAUCGUCGCGGCUUCCUCGUCCGUCAAGGCCUUCCUUGUGCGAUGGAAGAUGAUAAUCUCGAGAUUGGAGCGGCUGCCAGAUCUCUUGACCGAGCUCGGCGGCGCGCCGUUCUUCGCCAAGAACACACUCUGCCUGGAGCUCCUGGAAUCUCUCGUGGCAAGCUUGGGCGAGGGUUUGGAGCUCGUGUCGCAGUGCGCGCUUCCCAGCUAUGGCGGAGGGAAGCUCCAAAUGCAGAGUAGGCUGGAUUCCCUGGCGAGCAGGCUGGAUGGCUACCUCCACGACUCGAGGCUGAUGAUCGAGACCGGUGUUCUUUGCCAGGCAUCGCCGCUCAUGACCCUCUCGGUGAUGGGCGUGAGCAAAGAGAGCAGGAAAUGGACCGUCAAGGACUUGCUGGCGAGGCUCCAGAUGGGGAGCACCGAGUCGCGGAUCAAAGCUCUCGACUCGCUGGUGGAGUUCAUGGCCGAGGAUGACAAGAACGUCUUGGUGGUAGCCGCGGCUCCGGGAAGCAUUCCAGCGCUCGUCCAUCUCUUGGACGGGCGAGCUCCUGUGAUGCGAGAGAAGGCCGCGGCGGCAGUGGCGAGCCUGGCAACCGUGGAGAGCUGCGUCCACGAGAUCGUCAGCGAGGGAGCUUUGCAGUCGCUCGUCCGGCUGCUUGAUCCGGCUAGAGGGUCUCUGGCCAGCGAGAGAGCCGCCAGGGCCUUGCAGAGUCUCACGCUGGUUCCAGACAAUGCUCGAUCGGUUGCGGCUUGCGGGGGUGUGAGUCCGCUGCUGGAUUUGUGCCGGAGUGGAACUCCAGUCGCGCAGGCUGUCUCCGCCAGCGUCUUGAGGAACCUCUCCGCGGUGGAGGAGAUCCGGCGGAGGAUCUCCGAGGAGGAGGAGUCCCUCCAGGUGCUCAUCUACUUGCUAAGUUCCGGGACUCCACACUCGCGCGAGCACGCCGCGGUGGCGUUACAGAACUUGGCGGCCAUGGACGACGACAACUUCAAGCGUGCUCUGGUGUGGAGCGAAGGGGUGCUGGAGCCGCUGGCGAGAUUUCUCGAUGGAUCGGAGGCUCCGGCGUCGCAGGAGGCAGGGAUUGGAAUCCUCCGCGGGAUCGCGUCGUCGCCAGCCACAGUUCCAGCGAUCCUGGAGGCCGGUUUCUUGCACCCGCUGGUGGGAUUCCUGACGCAGGGAUCGCCGUGCGUGCAGCAGUGCGCCGCGGCGGCGGUGGCAGCCAUGGCGGUGUGCUCCGAGAGCCGGAGAGCUAUCGGUGACGCCGGAUGCAUCGCUCCGCUGGUGAGGAUGCUGGACGCGAAGAUGGCGAGCGCGCAAGAGCACGCCGUGAGCGCGCUGGCCAACUUGGUGGAGCUGGAGAGCAACCGGAGGAUGGUGGCGAGCGAGGAGAAGGGAAUCUCGGGGAUCGUUCGGCUGCUGGAUACGUCGGGGUCGCCGAGCUUGGCGGCGGAGCGGGCUGUGGCGGCACUGAUUGCUCUGGCCGGGAACUCCAAGAACAGGAAGCAGAUCAUGGCGAGUGGAGCUUGCUACUACUUGGGGAGAUUGGUGGAGGGCGAGGUUCCAGGGGCCAAGAAGCUGCUGGAGAAGCUGGAAGGGGGCAAAUUCAGGAGCUUCCUCAAGAGAUUGGACAUAUCAUCAGAGUGAUAUGGUAUGAUAGCUUCAUCAUACAGAACCCAAACAGAGAAAUUGAUCAAUCGCUGUAAAUUUGAGGAGCAACAAAACGAAACUAACUUAAAAUCUGAA
This is a messenger RNA of Selaginella moellendorffii, 2045 nucleotides long. RefSeq names its product vacuolar protein 8. NCBI's taxonomy places the organism in Eukaryota, Viridiplantae, Streptophyta, Lycopodiopsida, Selaginellales, Selaginellaceae. The coding region runs from base 219 to 1946 and encodes 575 amino acids. The transcript has 2 exons. The record is from RefSeq and is a predicted model, not a curated record. Gene Ontology annotation, molecular function: protein binding.